AUGGAGAGCCAGGACGCCCCGGACUGCCCUGAUGCCCAGCCAGGCUUCAUCUGCGCCUCUUUUAACCAGGACACCACCUCUCUGUCCAUGGGCAUAAAGACCGGGUACCGGCUCUUCUCCGUCACCUGUGCGGACUUUCUGGACUGCAUCCAUGAAGGAGUGGAGUGUCCAGACGUGUACAUCGUGGAGCGCCUCUUCUCCAGCAGCCUGGUGGUGGUGGUCAGCCUGUCCAUGCCGCGGCGGAUGAACGUCUACCAUUUCAAGAAGGGAACUGAGAUCUGUAACUACAGCUACUCCAACAACAUCCUCUCGGUCAAACUCAACAGACAGAGGCUCGUGGUCUGUUUGGAAGAAUCCAUCUACAUCCACAACAUCAAAGACAUGAAGCUGCUCAAGACGCUGCUCAACACGCCCACCAACCCCUCAGGGCUGUGCGCUCUCUCUGUGAACCACAGUAACUCGUACUUGGCCUAUCCUGGCAGUGCCACCAUCGGAGAAAUCACCAUCUACGACGCCAACAGCCUGAGCACCCUGACCCUGAUCCAGGCCCACGACAGUCCUCUGGCAGCUCUCACCUUCAACACAUCAGGGAGCAAGCUGGCCAGCGCCUCCGAGAAGGGGACUGUCAUCCGAGUCUUCAGCGUUCCUGAAGGAGACAAACUCUUUGAGUUCAGAAGAGGGAUGAAAAGGUACGUCAGCAUCAGCUCUCUGUCCUUCAGUGCGGACGGGCAGUUCCUGUGCUCCUCCAGUAACACAGAGACCGUGCACAUCUUCAAGCUGGAGCAACACAGCCCCAGGGAAGAUGAAGAGUCGCCCACAUGGUCCACAUACAUGGGGAAGGUGUUCACGGCGGCCAGCACCUACUUACCCAGCCAAGUGUCCGACAUGAUGCACCAGGACCGCGCCUUUGCCACGGUGCGACUCAACACGUGCGGCUUGAAGAACAUAUGUGCCCUGGCCAUGAUUCAGAAGCUCCCGCGGUUGCUGGUGGCGUCAUCCGAUGGGUUUCUGUACAUUUACAACGUGGAUCCGCAAGAAGGCGGCGAGUGUGUUCUGGCCCAAAAACACAGGCUGUUCGAAGGCAGCGAUGAUGAGGAAGAAAAUGAGGAAGAGAAAACAGAAGAGGACGCGCCUCAGCCGUCCAGCCAGUCAUACGCAGCGACCGUGGCGCUGCCGUCGACUCCGCCCUCCUCCACCACGCUGAUGGGUUAUUCUGAAGAAGGUGGAGCUCAGAGAGGAGAGGUCUUCCCAGAGCACGAGUUUGCAGAGAGCCCUGUCCGCCUCGACGACGAGAACGAGUUUCCCCCCGUGGGUCUUCAGGAGUAA
This is a messenger RNA of Knipowitschia caucasica, 1326 nucleotides long. Lineage: Eukaryota; Metazoa; Chordata; Actinopteri; Gobiiformes; Gobiidae. The record is from the annotation of a GenBank genome assembly.